This is a messenger RNA of Paraglomus occultum, 1027 nucleotides long. Lineage: Eukaryota; Fungi; Glomeromycota; Glomeromycetes; Paraglomerales; Paraglomeraceae. The record is from the annotation of a GenBank genome assembly.
AUGAAAGAAGGCUUACAAACAGUGGACGCAAAUUUUCCAAAGACUUUAGAAGGAAGGGUUUAUCAUGUUGGAGUCAAGAGAGGAGAAGUUGCCAAUAGAAUUAUAACAGUUGGCGACCAUAGCAGAGCAAGAGCUUUAGCUAAAUUUCUUGAUCAGACUCCGAAUCCUCACAUUGUGCGGUCAGAAAGAAAAUUUCUAACCAUUACUGGAAGAUACAAAGGGGUGCCUGUGAGCAUAAUAGCAAUUGGAAUGGGUUUUGCGAUGGUAGACUUUUUUGUUAGAGAGGUUCGAGCAGUGGUAGAUGGCGAAUUGGCAAUUAUCAGGAUGGGUUCAUGCGGAACAAUAGGAUCACCAGAAACUGGAUCGAUGGUAGUUCCCGACGGAGCAUUCGUAGUUACUAAAAACUAUACUUCUGCUGAGGAAGAUGAAGAUGAUUCGGUGAGUUCUCGAUACAGCUUAUCAAAAGUGUAUCAUGCCGAUGAUCAGAUGCAUAACCUGCUCAAAUCAGAACUCUGUAAACGAUUUCCCAAAUCCGAAGUCUACGUCGGUCUAGACGCUACAUGUGAUAGCUUCUAUUCUUCACAGGGACGGAUGGACGUCAACUUUGCUGAUUACAACUCAUCCAUAAUCUCUUACAUUACAACUGUCUACCCGCGUACACAGAUAAUGGAAAUGGAGACGGCUAUCCUGUAUCGACUGGCAAGAGCUAGUAAUAACUACCCACUUAAAGAUAAGAGCAAGAAACACAGUAUUAAAGCCGCUGCUGCUUUGAUGGUAUACGCCAAUAGGAAGAACAACGACUUUGUUUCUCCCGACAGGGUGAACUUUUUGGAAAAAAAGGCUGGGGAGGCUGUAUUUGAAGCCAUCGUUAAGGUUAACUUGGACGAACUGCAUAAUGAGGAAGGGAGUGUUUGGAGCAUAACGGAUGACACAAAAAACUCGACAACAUACUACAAAGCACACGUUACACUACAGAUGGAGAUUAUUGGAUUAUUUGUAUUUUACGGGUGGGGAUUUGCGACGUCCA